Meriones unguiculatus (Mongolian gerbil) is the source of this 3251-nucleotide messenger RNA. It is a transcript of the gene Ccnjl, whose product is annotated as cyclin J like. Bases 208 to 1371 code for a protein of 387 amino acids. NCBI's taxonomy places the organism in Eukaryota, Metazoa, Chordata, Mammalia, Rodentia, Muridae. Gene Ontology annotation, biological process: regulation of cyclin-dependent protein serine/threonine kinase activity; mitotic cell cycle phase transition. The record is from RefSeq and is a predicted model, not a curated record. The transcript has 6 exons. Gene Ontology annotation, molecular function: cyclin-dependent protein serine/threonine kinase regulator activity. Gene Ontology annotation, cellular component: cytoplasm; cyclin-dependent protein kinase holoenzyme complex; nucleus.
GACCGAGCGCACGCAGGGGCGCGCCGGUGGCCGGGCCGGACGGGCUGCGGAGGCGGUGGUCGCGAGCACGCGAGACCGGGGGCCAGACGGCCACCGGUGGGCAGAACGUGCCCUGUGCGGAAAGGGACCCUCCACCCGCGACCCUCCACGCGGGGACAGCGAUGCGGUGCGCCCCGAGAUCUCGGUAGCCUCGGAUCUGCGGCUGUGAUGGAUGAGCCGUGGUGGGAAGGGCGCGUCGCCUCAGACGUCCACUGCACCCUGCGCGAGAAGGAACUGAAGCUGCCCACCUUCCGCGCCCACUCCCCGCUCCUGAAGAACCGCCGGUUCUUUGUAGACAUUUUGACCCUGCUGAGCAGACACUGCCACCUGUGCCCCUCAGCCCGGCACCUGGCCAUCUACCUGCUGGACCAUUUCAUGGACCAGUACAACAUCACCACCUCCAAGCAGCUGUAUACUGUGGCUGUCUCCUGCCUCCUGCUGGCAAGUAAGUUUGAGGACAGGGAGGACCGUGUGCCCAAGCUGGAGCAGAUAAACAGUACAAGGAUCCUGAGCAGCCAGAACUUUUCCCUCACCAAGAAGGAGCUGCUGACCACAGAACUUCUGCUCCUGGAAGCUUUUGGCUGGGACCUCUGCCUGCCCACGCCCGCCCAUUUUCUGGACUACUACCUCUUGGCCUCCAUCAGCCAGAAGGACCACCACUGCCACACCUGGCCCACCACCUGCCUCCGAAAGACCAAAGAGUGCCUCAAAGAGUACGCCCACUACUUCCUGGAAGUCACCCUGCAAGAUCAUAUAUUUUACAAAUUCCAGCCUUCUGUGGUUGCUGCAGCCUGCGUUGGGGCCUCCAGGAUCUGCCUUCAGCUCUCUCCCUACUGGACCAGAGACUUACAGAGGGUCUCAAGCUACUCCUUGGAGCAUCUCAGCACGUGCAUCGAAAUCCUGCUGGUAGCAUAUGACAAUGUCCUCAAGGAUGCUGUUGCAGUCAAGAGCCAGGCACUGGCCAUGGUGCCCAGCACGUCAUCAGCUCCCACCCAAGUGCUGUUCCAACCACCCACCUACCCUACUCUCAGCCAGCCACCGCCAACAACACUAGCCCAGUUCCAGAGUCCAGCGCAGGACCUGUGCUUGGCAUAUCGGGACUCAUUGCAGGCCCACCGCUCAGGGACCCUGCUCUCAGGGGACACUGGUCCUUCCCUCCACACCCCCUACCCAACCCUCCAGCCCUUGGAUAUGUGUCCUGUGCCCGUGCCUGCAUCCCUCAGCAUGCAGAUGGCCAUUGCGGCUGAACCCAGGCACUGCCUUACCGCCAGCUACGGAAGCAGCUACUUCAGCGGGAGCCAUAUGUUCCCCACAGGUUGUUUUGACAGCUAGGUCCACAUUUGGACCACGUGGAGAAUCUUGGAAGACCCAGACCAAGGAAGUGAACACCUAAGAGCAGAGCUCAGCCAGGUGAGGCAAAGAAAGAACCUUCAUUAGAGAGCAACAGUGCUCUUUAUAAAAACAAACCAACAAAAUGACACAACCCAGAGCCAAACAUCCAGGAGCAUACCUCGCCCAACAGCAUCUCUCUGGGAAACCUCUUCCAUGUGUGCCUGGAGGACAAGGACAUGGCUCUGUGGCCAUUGCCUUGAGCUGGGGGAUCCCAUGGACCACAUCAGACUUGAUAAGAGACUUGAACAUUGAGGACUGCCUGAAGAGCAGUAGCACAUCCGGGCUUUUCUAAGACUACUUUUCGCAGCUACGCCACUGAAAAAGAUGCACCUGGCACGUCCUCCGUAUCCGUACAAGAUCCAUCCCGAGUGUUUUUCUCUCCCUAGCUCUAUAUCAAGGGCCCCAUGGCCCAUGUUUAUGCCUGAGCAUUGGGCCCUGGAGGCCCAGUGAGUGGCUAUUUUGCCCUUUGUCUUUCAACCUUUUCUCAUCCUUCUAGACAUUUCACACGCUGCUGCUUCCUGGAACAAUCUAGCUUUUGUAUCGUGCAAAAACAUCGUGUUUACAUACUGUGUCAGGGAUUUUAUGAUACUUGAAAAUUCUGUAGGGGACAAAAAAAAAAAAGGAAAGAAAAAAGUUUGAAUCACCACACUCUCUGUUCCACAUGAGGCUGUAUCUUUUAUUAACCCAACUUGGGACUGGCAGGUGGGUAACAAGCACCUCCCAGGCUCUCGGCUCUGGAAGAGUGCGCCCCUGCGCGUGAUGCUGGUAUUGUUCACCUGUUGAACUCAGAUCACUGCCCCCUAGUGGGGGAACAUCACUGAGAGGAAGACAAAGGUUUGAACCCAUCCACACUUGCCCUCCACCACAUGCUUGUGGUGCUAAGGUUAAACUGGCCCCGGUUUUGAGUUUGGCCAACAGCAAAGGGUAAUAGUACUGUGGAAUAGUAGAGAAGUGGAGGGAGGAACAUGGUAUGACUCCAGCAUUGACUGGCAAGGGAUUGCUGGAGCAAAAGCCAGUGUGUCUAGGAUCUGCAGUGCGAGGGCUCAGGAAGACUGUCACCAUGUGCAAUAUAUUAUGACUCUGACUCAUAGCCUGUGCUUAUGAUGUUUUUGUGGUUUUUUUUUUUUUUUCUUAUUGUCAGGGGACAUGCUGUUCACCCUUCAGAAUUGGGAGGGAGGUGCAAAAGACCACAGAGACAAACUUCAGUUUUGUUUUUGAAACAAUUGCCCUGUUUGUUUCUUUCUUUCUUUGGGGAGGGGGGGUGUGACUUUUUUUUUUUUUUUUUUUGAGACAGGUCCAAUGUAGCUAAGGCUAGCCUCAAACUUCGUACAUAGCCAAGGCUGGCCUUGAGCUCCUGAUCCUCCUGCUUCAGCCUCCCAUGUAUGUCACCACACCUUGCCUCCCAUCUUGGUUCUCUUUGACUCAUUUGCCAAUCCAAGAGACCACAGCAGGGACUUCUGAGAAGGUGGCCACAAGCUGCUGAGUAGGAUUUGAUGGUGAUAGGGCUUUUCUGAGCAAAUGGAUGUCUCAUGGAAACAGAACAAGAAAAGAGCUGGACGCAGAUGAGGCGCUGCCAUUUUGUCAGUUAGCAUAGGAACCUGCACAUUCGUUUGUUUUUUUGUUUUGCAUUUUGGCUCCUGUCCCUCCACCUCCUUUACCAGCCUCUUUGUAUUUAUGUGCAGCUGGUUUUGGGGUCUGAGUUAUUGUAUCUGUCUGUUCUGCGCUGGGGCUUGUUUGUGAGAAGCAUCUCCAUUGGAGUCCCGGAGCUAGCCUGAUUCCCAGAACCAGGUGUCCUGCAAUAAACAUACCACAUGCUCUCA